CGAGGAAAGGUAACCCGCUUCCGUCAAGCUCGUCAUUCCAGAUUCAACACGUGGGGUCCAAGAAAAAGAAGAAAACAGCCAAACAAAAACAUCGCUCUGCAUUUGGUACCACACCUCCAAGAUGGACUCAAUAGAUGUCGACGAAAACGAGAUCCUCCAAAGAUUCGAUGACCUCGUCGAGAGCGGUGUCGUCCUUUACGACAACCGCGAGGUCGUCCCGUUCUCUCAAGAUGGCUUCCAUUUCCUCUUCUUCGUGGCACCCAGCCUGAACAAAAAGCCAUUCACAUACGGCGCACCCAACGGCAGUGAUAGCCACGGGCAAGGAGAGGAGCAGGCAACCACAAAGGCAGGAGGGGAUGCGGGCAAGCAGCAGCAGCAGCAGCAUCCGCUCUUCGAACCCGGCAGCGACAUCAGCGCUGUGGGGUUCGAGAUCUGCGACGUGGGCGCGACCCACCGCCUCAUCGCCAACAAGUUCUGCUUCACGCGCCCGAUGCUGCUGCUCAUGACGCGGGACGGCUUCAAGCGCCAGCACGACCCGCUCGAGGCCCCGGACCUAGCGGCCGCCUGGGCGGCGCUGCGCGCCAUGCGGACCAGCCACUUUGUGUUUUACAACUGCGGCGAGCCCUCGGGCAACAGCAGGUUGCACAGGCACGUCCAGCUGACCCGCCGCCCGGAGGGGUUCACGACCUUUCUGGACCACGAGGAGGGCAGCGGCGGCGGCGGCGGGGGCCGGCCGUCGGUGCCGUUCAUGUACUUCCGCGAGCCGCUGAUGCGCAAGGUGGAGGAGGGAGAGGACGGGGCAUCGGCACCCGUCACCGGGGAGUCGCUGGCCAAGGUGUACGGCGAGCUGCUCGGCCGGGCGGAAGCCUCAUCGAGCUUUCGGUGGGACGGGCCGGGCACGAGCUGCCCGCACAACCUGGUCAUGACGGAGCACUGGAUGGCCGUGAUACCGAGGAGGCGAGCCGUGUGGGAGGGGCUGAGCACCAACGCCAUCGGUAUGUUGGGGUUGGUGGGAGUCUCCUCGCGUGAGGAGGCGGACAAAUGGGUACGGACUGGUCCUUUGGAGGCUUUGUGCCAAUUUGGAAUCCCACGUGGCGCGUAAAGCUCCGGCGCAGGAUGCCAUGUUGCGCCGCGCUUCCCGAUUGGCAUAGCAUGAAGUUACAUUAUGCUUUCGGUGCCACGUCCACGGCUGGCCAUGAGGGUUAAGCAUGCUUGGUGGCUCGGGUGCGACCAUGGGCAUGUGGUGGCGCUACGGUGGACAGCGUCGGCAGUUACGGAAUGGCGUUGUUUUUAUUACUGGACCGGUAUAAAUAUGUUAAGAGGAGAGCACAUAGAUCUGCCUAGACGAAGGAUAAACAUCAUCAGCAGCCUGAGCCACGAACGAGAGCAUACUGCAGAUAGACCCCCCACCGAAAUGAUACGAAAAGAUACACGACUG
Molecule: messenger RNA, 1438 nt
Organism: Gaeumannomyces tritici R3-111a-1
Lineage: Eukaryota; Fungi; Ascomycota; Sordariomycetes; Magnaporthales; Magnaporthaceae
Exons: 2
Coding region: 122-1102 (326 amino acids)
Biological process (GO): nucleotide metabolic process
Molecular function (GO): ATP:ADP adenylyltransferase activity; ATP binding
Source: RefSeq, a predicted model, not a curated record